This is a messenger RNA of Durotheca rogersii, 285 nucleotides long. RefSeq lists its product as uncharacterized. NCBI's taxonomy places the organism in Eukaryota, Fungi, Ascomycota, Sordariomycetes, Xylariales, Xylariaceae. The coding region runs from base 1 to 285 and encodes 94 amino acids. The record is from RefSeq and is a predicted model, not a curated record. The transcript has 2 exons.
AUGUCGCGCCAGACCCACGACGACUACGAAGACAGGGUCCGGUCCUGGGGCUUCCCGCACGUCUUUACCUGGACUGAUGCACCCGACGCCCAUUACCCGCCACACUCCCACGCCGGCCUGACGACGCACCUCAUCGUGCGCGGCCAGCUCACCAUUACCUACCCGCGGGACCCACGCCCCGAGCGGACGACGCACGGGGUCGGGGACCGCAUCGACGUCGACGCCGGCCGCGUCCACGAGGUCUGGAUCGGCCCCGAGGGCUGCACGUACGUCAUCGGCGAGUGA